UCUUCCGGAAUACUUCAGUGGCGAUGUUCAAGCGUUUUGUGGAGUAUCAUUUCGUGUAUUUUUUUAUUGUGAUUUAAUGAGAAUAUGCUUCAUGCAUGUUAUCCGCAACUAGUUAUAUGUACUCUUGUCAAGGACGUCAACAAUUAACAGAUCUGUUGGGUUUGUGCUUUGCAAGUAACGAAGAGAAGACCAGUGUACAGAAAGUUUGUGGAGUUUGGUAUUAAAGGACUUGCUUCCGAGAUACAAGUGAUUUUCAUGGACUCUGUUCAAGAAGAAAUCAAGAGAAAGCACAGUAAUUAAUGGACUAUUCUGACUACCAAGAUGGUGUUUUCUCUUUCCACCGUGACGGUCCUGAUUCCAAUCGUGUCUCUUUUGGGACUUUUUUACUCGGCUAGUAUGGAUGAGAAUUUCCCACAGGGAUGCACAAGCACGAGUAGUGUGUGUUUCUAUAGCCUUCUCUUGCCUGUCACUAUACCGGUUUAUGUAUUUUUCCACCUUUGGAAAUGGAUAGGAAUCAAACUCUUCAGACACAAUUAAUUUCAGAAUUAUAAAUGAACUGGAUUGGGCACAAGUUUGCCUUUUCCUAUUCAUGUUAUAAUUUUAAGGUGGAUUUCUGAAUGCAAUUUUCGAAAGAUUUAAAAGACAACUGGAUGUAAUUAGGGAUCUAUGUGACUAAUGACUUGUAUUCUUUUAUACUUUUUCAGUGUUUAUUAAACUGAAGAAAAUUAUUAUAUCUCUUAUGGGCCUAUAUAUGAUUUUUUUUCAGUUUGUGAAUAAGGUGGCUUCAUUGGUCUAUAAAUUAUUUAAUUUAAGUAACAGUUGGUUGCUUGAUAAUGUGGUGGUUUGUUGUAUUUAAACCAAGUGAUUCUUUUUUUCCAUUCCCUUUGUCAAGCUAUUAUGAGGUUUUGUAAUGCCACUUUCGUUACAUUGUUUUUAAACUAGUCUAUGUUCCUUAACUAUAACCCUAUGAAUUUAAGUUAUUGAAUAGGAAUGCUAACCAUAUUCUGCCCAAAAAUGUUGCUAAUCAAUUGCAUGCUAUUGAAAGGCUGCAUCUGCAUAUUUUUUCAGGUAGGAAACAGGUGCCUAAGUGAGGUAGCGGACAUGUAACUAAAAGAGUUAUGCUAUCCCAUGCUGGUCGUACUCCUGUAACCUGGAAUGAGAUGCUGUACCUGAAUCUCACCAAUAAUGUAGAUAUGACAUACACAAAAUAUGCAUUCAUUUUUAAAGUGUCAUAUUUUUUCUGAACAGUAUGUGUAUAUUGAACUGAACUGUAUGUAUGUACAUUGGGUCCAUGUACAUUUCCCCAGAAAUAAUCUUAAAAUUACUGCUUCUUUAAAUUUGCUGAGAAUGUGGGUGGUGGAAGGGGUCAUUUGGUGCAAUUGCCCUCCAGAUGCCCAGAACAGAAUGACGUAAUCGUUUUUACAAAUAAACAUUAUAUCUGAU
Molecule: messenger RNA, 1443 nt
Organism: Brienomyrus brachyistius
Lineage: Eukaryota; Metazoa; Chordata; Actinopteri; Osteoglossiformes; Mormyridae
Gene: pyurf
Exons: 2
Coding region: 322-537 (71 amino acids)
Source: RefSeq, a predicted model, not a curated record